AUGUCCUCCAAUUCAAAUUCUAAUAGAAAAAGAAAGAAAUCCCCUGUGCCACCAAAUCAAGGAAGUAAAACUUCUGCUGUAGCUACCCAAAAUAAUUUACAACAACAAUUAAUUGUUCAACGUGUGCAAACUACUAGUAAUCAGACAAAUGUAGCAGGGGGACAACAAAAUCAACAAAUAAUCCAGACAACUAAUUCUGCGGAACGACAAAUACUGGAACAGGAGAUAGCAGAAAAAAGAAGAAACCGUGCUAUAACUCAACCUGAAAAUUUACAUUUGUUGAACUUGAUUGAUCCUGCCACCAAUUUAACAAAUACGGACGUACUCAUGUUGCGAUGGCAAAAGAAAUUAUUUUUGGAGCUAAAAGGGGUCGUGGUGUUUGUCAAACGCGCCCCUACAAGUAAAAACGGGUGGGAUAGAGGAGACUUAAUCGUACAGCUGGGACAAGAACACGAAAAAGAACGUGUGGCAGUUUUUGGCUGGAAUGAAUACGCUGGGAUUUUGGCAACUGCAAAUCUUAAUGAUGUAGUUGUAAUGAGAAAUUUGAUCGUUGUUCCGGAAGACUCUGUACGUGUGAAAUGGUCCGGAUCAAUUGAGUUCAAAUUGAAGUUUGUGAAAGGUUCUACUAUGAAUAUUGAAGGGCGUGGUCAAAUAAAUGUUAAUCAAGACGCGGUGAUUGGCAGAGGUAAUUAA
Messenger RNA from Meloidogyne enterolobii, 693 nucleotides. NCBI's taxonomy places the organism in Eukaryota, Metazoa, Nematoda, Chromadorea, Rhabditida, Meloidogynidae. The record is from the annotation of a GenBank genome assembly.